Messenger RNA from Tupaia belangeri chinensis (Chinese tree shrew), 1901 nucleotides. RefSeq names its product zinc finger protein, FOG family member 1 (gene ZFPM1). Gene Ontology annotation, cellular component: nucleus. Gene Ontology annotation, molecular function: RNA polymerase II-specific DNA-binding transcription factor binding. Lineage: Eukaryota; Metazoa; Chordata; Mammalia; Scandentia; Tupaiidae. The record is from RefSeq and is a predicted model, not a curated record. Gene Ontology annotation, biological process: erythrocyte differentiation; positive regulation of transcription by RNA polymerase II; negative regulation of transcription by RNA polymerase II.
UGAGUCCGAGCGGCGGUGCCGGGGAGGCCUGGUUUCACUCUGGACGCGGUGCAGCGGAACGGAAUGGCUAACGGAGGCCCGGCUCCCUCGGAGACAUGGAGGCCACACAGGGUACCCAGGCUGUGGGCACCAGCCUCACGGAGAGGGAAGCUACAGUGCCUGAGCCUGAGCCCGCGGGACAGCCCGAACCCCCGAGCACCCCCGGCACAGAUACCAGUCCACCCUCGCCACCGCCCGCCAUGUCCCCAGGAGGCUCCGAGGAGAUGGAGGGUGAGGAGCCUGAACCAAGGCCUGCGAAGGAGGCGGCAGAGGACAACGAGGAGGAGGAGCCAGGUAGCUGCUGGAGUGGCCCAGACGAGCUGGAGCUGGUGCUGCAGGAGGGACAGAAGCGUGUGCGGGCCCGGCUCAGCCUCUCCGAGGGCACAUCCUGGGGCCCGUUCCCCGGGACCAUCCAGACCACAGCCUGUCCCCCUGGGCAGGAAGAACCGAGCCCGGCCCUGACCCUGCAGCUGGUGGACGAGGCUUGCUGGCUGUGGGCGCUGCCCCGGGCACCGACGGCUGCCGAAGCCAACCUGGAGAUCUGCAGGAAAGAUGAGGCCCUCUGGUGCAGGGUCACCAAGCCAGUGCCAGCCGGCGGACUCCUGUGUGUGCUGCUCACAGCCGAGCCCCACGGUGCCGCCAGCCACCCUGUGAAGGAGGAACCAGCGGAGGCCCCGUGCCUGGCCCCCAUGGCCACCGCGGACAUCCACCUGCUGCCCCAGCAGGCCGGCAUGGCCUCCGUCCUGGCCACGGCCAUCAUCAACAGGGACGUCUUCCCGUGCAAGGACUGUGGCAUCUGGUACCGGAGCGAGCGCAACCUGCAGGCUCACCUCCCCUCCCCCCCCGCCCCCCCCCCCGGCCCCCCCCCCCCCCCCGCCACGGCCACCGACGAGAAGCCCAAGGAGGCCUACCCGCACGAGCGCGUCUGCCCGUUCCCCCAGUGCCGCAAGAGCUGCCCCAGCGCCAGCUCACUGGAGAUCCACAUGCGCAGCCACAGCGGAGAGCGGCCCUUCGUGUGCCUAAUCUGCCUGUCGGCCUUCACCACCAAGGCCAACUGUGAGCGGCACCUGAAGGUGCACACAGACACGCUCAGCGGUGUGUGCCACAGCUGUGGCUUCAUCUCAACCACGAGGGACAUCCUCUACAGCCACCUGGUGACCAGCCACAUGGUCUGCCAGCCGGGCUCCAAGGGCGAGGUCUACACCAGCAGUACCGCGCACCCCGCUGCCAAGCUCCCCCCAGACAGUCUGGCCGGCUUCCAGCAGCACACGGCCCUCCACGGCCCCAGGGCCCCCACAGACCUGAGCCAGGUGCCUGUCCUGUCACCAGGAGUGGACAGGAAGACCCCAGCUGAGGCCACCAAUGGAGAGGCCAAGGCAGGCCCCCAGAACGGCGGCAGCAGCGAGCCCGUGGCAGUCCCCAAGAGCGUCAAGGUGGAAGCUACGGAGGAGCCAGAGGCCUGCCGAGCCCCAGGCCCCGCAGAGACGGGGCCCCAGGCACCGUCCCGGACACCGUCACCGCGCAGUCCUGCUCCAGCCAAGGUGAAGGCCGAGCUGUCCACUCCGACUUCAGGUUCCAGUCCUGUGCCCGCCGAGCUGGGCCUGGCGGGUACCCUCUUUCUGCCGCAGUACGUGUUCGGGGCGGAUGGAGGCACGGCUCCUCCGGCCUCGGAGAUCCUGGCCAAAAUGUCGGAGCUGGUGCACAGCCGGCUCCAGCAGGGCACAGGCGCACCGGGGACGCCCAAGGGCGCCACGUGCUUCGAGUGCGAGAUCACGUUCAACAACGUCAACAACUACUACGUGCACAAGCGCCUCUACUGCUCUGGCCGCCGCCUGCCGGAGUACGCACCCGCCGCGCGCAGG